AAAAAAGCAUCUAUAUUGUUAGAAAUUUUGGGUUAUGUGAAAGAUUUGUUAACUUUUUUGGAUUGCUUUGAUGGGAUUCUCUAUUACAAUUUUUUUUUUGUUUAAAAUUUUUCGUUGGGUUAAAAUUUGAUUAUUUAAACGUGUUUGGAAAAGGAAAUUAAUUCAAGACACGUUUUCGAAGUUGGGUUUUUCUUUUAUUUUUUUGAAAAAAAUAUGAUUUUUCUUGGAAAUUAUGUUGCUUUAAUUUGUUUUGUUGAUGCAUGCAGUUAUAGGUUUACAAUUUGAACAGUUGGAAAGCCUUAGAGAAGGAAACAAGGGUCUUAAUUUUGUUAUGUGAUUUUCCUUGUUUAAUGUUUGAGCUUGUCAGUGACUUAGAAACCUUAAGAAUUGAAAUCAUAUCUGUAAAUUAUAUGCAUUUUGGCAUAAGGUGUUGUUUUUUGUUUGCUUGGACUGUUAUCAAAUGUGUAAUUCAAUAAGCUCCUUUCGAUAAAUAAACCCUAAAGAGACUAACAUGUUGAUUUCCACAAUUUCUGUUUACUGCUGUAUGGAUAUAAUAAUUCUACGAGAGCAGUGCUUACGCAGAUAUGAACAACUCAAAUGUGUGUCCAACCGAGGAUGCUAUUCAAGUAUUUUUGGACUACUUGGUUGAGCCUUUGCUACCUGCUAAAUAUUCAAUUCAGGAAAUUCCAACACUAGAUAAACAGAAGGCAGUUGCAAAACAGGUGCAUGCUGUUGUGUUACUAUACAACUAUUACCACAGGAAAAGACAUCCCCACUUAGAGUAUCUAGGCUUUGAGCCAUUUUGCAAGUUAGCUGUAGUUGUGAAGCCUAAUUUGAAGUCCCAUAUGAAGCUCAUGCUAAGGUCUGAUGAUACUGAAUUGAGUGACCUUGAGAAGCAGCUAUCAUUGACAGAGAAAGCCAUCAAGGAUGCAUGUGAUAUAUCUACAAGUUUAGAUGCAUCAAGUAAUGUUCAAACUGCAAAUGGAUGGCCAAUUUCAAAAGUUGCUGUUUUUUUAGUAGACCCGAGUAAAGAGAAGUGCUCUCUGCAGAAUGGCAGCAUCACUGAGGGUGUAUGGUCACUUAUUGAAAAAGAUGUGAAUGAGUCCUCUUGGAGUUCAGAUGGUUCUAUUGAGGCAAAACAUAUGAACAAAAGAAAAAGAAUCCCUAAUAAAUGUUUGCAAGAUGAAUUGGGUGCUGAUGAACGUCACUUCCAGCAAUUUGCUUUCUCGGCCGUUAAGGAAGCAAUACAUGAUGGCAUCAGUCAAAGUGAUCUUACCAUCGUAGAGAGCCAUGUUGUUUGUUCUUUGAGUAAAGAAAAGACAGCCACUCUCUUUUAUAUAAUGCAGUGCGUUCAUGCAGAAAAAGAAAUUGCUCAUUGGAUACCUAUUAAGGAUGUUAUUGAUAGCAUGCAGGGUGCUUUAGUAAAAAGGAUUUCUUUCCAAUGGAUUCACACUUCUGUUGUUGAAUACUUCCACUUGCUUCCUUAUGCUCAGAUCAUUUCUCAAUGGUUCUUGAGGGAUAUGCUUCCUACAAGUUUCCGGGAUCAGGAGUCAAUACUGGAAGUUGUAAAUGUAAAUGGCUCUAAAAUGACAGAACCUUCUGAACCGGAAGCUUGUAAUAACAGAAACCAAAAUCAGAUUAAUGAUGUAGUAGAGGCUUUUAGAAACACCACCAGUGCUGAAUCAGAAAAGAAGAAUGAGAAGAAUGAACACUGCUCAAAUGACUUCUUGGAUGCUAUUGAUGGUCCUUGGAAUAUGGAUGUGGACAACCAUUCUGUGGUUUACUCUGAAAAAAAGUCGACAUGCAAAAAUGUUGCUGAGAAAGUCCAACAUGAUGCUGAGCUAGAGGUUAUGACUUCUUGUGCAGAGAGCGGUUUAAAUGGCUUGACGAAUGUUGCUAAGUUUGAGGUGGCUGACUCGAAAUUUCAAAACCAUAAUCAUCUUAAGGGUCAAACUGUUGCCAUUAAAAAUGUAGCAUGGAAUAAUUUGUCUUCUUGUCAAGAUGGGAUGCCCGUGGGUAAUCACGCUUCAGUUAUUCACGAGUCCAACUCCAAAUAUUCUGCCAAACUACAAAAUGCCAUAGCCUCAAAGGAACACAUCCUGUCGGAAACUGCUUUGCAAGUUCUACUUAGUAAAAGGGAUAAAUUGGUUCUUCAGCAACGCAAUAUUGGAGAUGAGAUUGCUCAAUGCGAGAAAAAGAUCCAAACUAUUUUGAAUGGUGGCAAAGAUGAUUUGGAAUUAAAGAUAGACUUGAUAAUUGAAGGUUGUAAUGAGGCGUAUCUAGAAAGUGCUAGCCAAGGGAGGACUCCCCAUGAUUAUGAAGACCAAUGUUCAACUCCAUACAUCAAAAGAAACAGAUUGUCAGAGGAAGCUCUCAGCAAGCAAAAUCCAUGUCAGGAGUUGGAUGGUAUAUGCAACGAGAAGAAUUGGAUAUUACCAACUUAUCAAGUAUUCCCCUCAGAUGGCGGAUAUCAAGCCAAGGUAAGUGUAAAAGGGAUGAAUUUUGAGUCUUCAACUGUGGGUGAUGCUUGUCCUAAACCCCAUGAAGCAAGAGGAUCAGCUGCAGCACUGAUGUUGGCCAAGUUGCAUAGUAUGCCAACUUCAGCCCAUUAGUUCUAUGGCAUCAAGUUUGAGGGGGCAAGGAGUGAUAUCAUUUUUGUUUGUGCCUCUGUUAAAUUCACUUUUGAAAUGAAAUCCUCAUUGCCCACCUGAAGUUGCUCUUAUUAACAGCUUAUGUAGUAUAGUAAGGUUUUUUUUUUUUUGGGUAGUUGAUGUUAGAAUUUAAAUCUUAAUCAUUCGAAUUAAGAAUCUAGGAUUCUACUAAUAGUCUACUUGGCGGCUUUGGCAGUAUAGUAAGUUCUUUUAGUUCUCUUGAUUCUAUCAACGGUUGAUGACAGCAUACUAAGUUCUUUUAGUUCUAUUGUACUAUACUAACAGUUUAUGCUAUAUAGACUUGAUAA
Molecule: messenger RNA, 2959 nt
Organism: Durio zibethinus
Lineage: Eukaryota; Viridiplantae; Streptophyta; Magnoliopsida; Malvales; Malvaceae
Source: RefSeq, a predicted model, not a curated record